This is a messenger RNA of Zophobas morio, 592 nucleotides long. It is a transcript of the gene GatC, whose product is annotated as glutamyl-tRNA(Gln) amidotransferase subunit C, mitochondrial. Gene Ontology annotation, cellular component: mitochondrion; glutamyl-tRNA(Gln) amidotransferase complex. Lineage: Eukaryota; Metazoa; Arthropoda; Insecta; Coleoptera; Tenebrionidae. The record is from RefSeq and is a predicted model, not a curated record. Gene Ontology annotation, biological process: mitochondrial translation; glutaminyl-tRNAGln biosynthesis via transamidation; regulation of translational fidelity. The coding region runs from base 92 to 592 and encodes 166 amino acids. Gene Ontology annotation, molecular function: glutaminyl-tRNA synthase (glutamine-hydrolyzing) activity. The transcript is spliced from 2 exons.
UCAGCGUUAUAAGUUGGUACAAAACCUAACCUCACUUCACCAUGUUUUUAACCUAUUCGACUCAAAAACCAAGUUUUGAGUUCGGACGAAAAUGAAUUUUUUGCCGAGAUUCACAAAGUCGUUGCGCUUGUAUCGCCUGAAGUCGUCUUUAACCGCAACAGAGACCAGUGCAGCCGCACAAAACCAAAAAUUUUUAGUCCCUCAAGAACCGGUUAAAUCCAAAAUAGACCCGAAAAAGUUGCCCCCUAGAACGAAAAUUGACGCAGACACGAUAGCCCUCCUCGAACGACUAUCUCUGGUGGACUGUGCUAACAAACAAGGCAUUGAAACCCUAGAAGAAGCUAUAGCUUUCGCUGAUCAAAUCCAGCAAGUGGACACGACGAAUGUAGAACCGCUAAUUACAGUCCUAGAAGACAGACCUCUACGUACGCGCCAAGACUCUGUAACCGAAGGAAACUGCCGCGCUGAAGUCCUAAGCAACGCGUCUCUCACAGAAGAAGACUAUUUCGUAGCCCCGCCUGGCAACAUCCCGCUGGAAGCCCGAGAAAAUUUGUUGUAUGAUGAACUUCAACAAGAUAAUAAGCCUGUGUGA